AUGGCAGAAAGUACACGAGUCGUCAGUUGAGAAAGGAGAUGAUCAGUCGCUAAGGGUUCUCAGUGUUUUCAUUGUGGAAUUUUCGGUUUGGAUCAGGAUUUUACUUGGGUGUAAUCAGAUGAACAAUACUAGGACCAGGGUAUCCGUGUUCAAGUGCCCUAACUAAUAAUACACGCUUUGAAGAGAACAAACGAUUGUCGAUCUUCGAUAAUUGGAUACGGUGGGUUUUAAUCAAUGUUUUUUUGGUACUAGUAUCUCUAUCUUAGAGAAGAAAAAUGGCUACUGCGAUCGCCGAGAUGCCGGCAGCACCGUACCCAGAGAUAGAUCAGUUCAAGCUGACGCCGAACACAACCUAUCAGCAACAGUAUUGUGGGGAAAAUAUCUCCGGCAUGGGUGCCAUAGACUAUGAAGGAAGAAAGCAGGCACUGAAAGGGAAGAUUCGUGAGAUGAUCCUACAGAUAAGGCAGCCAAAGAAACCGUACAAGAUGCACAGAGGCCCUUGGGAAGAGAUGCCGGUUUCAGAAGAGGCAAGGAGAAUACAGGGUGAAAGAGAGGCGCAAGGACAAACAGGGUUAACAGAUUCUAAGGACAUCAGGGAAGUCGACAAAAGAAGUAAGGAUGCAAUGAUAAAGAAAGCUGAAGACCAAGUGCGUUUAGCAGUCAAGCAAUAUAUGGACAGCAUCAACUAUAAACAGCAAAAAGACAGCGCUAAAAACAUGGGCAAGAAGACGCCAACCCAAGGGGGAAAGGAUAAUACGGUGCAAGGACGCACUGAUUUAAUGAUCACAAGUACUGCAAUGAAACCACAGCCCAAACCAGCAAUCCAGCAUGCUGAUAUUGUCGAUGCAUACAUGGGUAAACAAAGGAAGAAGUACGCAUCGUGUCUAAAAAGAGCCCCAUCACAGAGCACUGCAGGCCUUGGCAGCGGUUCUGUCCGAACUCCCUCUCCAGACAUCGAUCUUGGAGAUCUCGGAGGCGGUAGCGUAUCCUCACCUCUCCCAGCAGAGGACCACGGUUUUCCCUCGGACGUCACAGCGCCUUCGCCAGCAUUAGCAGGUCUGCCCGCAGACACCGGCCGUCCUCUAUCCAAAUCCAGACAGACCCCUCAGGAGACACACUGGUCAGUGUGGCAACAGCGCGGCACCCCUAAACCCUCCUCCACACCCGCUCCACCGGCCUCAGCGCGAGGUUUAACUCCCCGGCUCCGCACACCAGCAAGUAGAGGUGGUGUACCCGCCACACCCCGACCGGCUAGUCGUUCAUUCUCACGGGCAUCAGCUCACCCACCAGGACAAACCCCUACCCCUGUCAUACCCUAUUGCACCCCACCACCCAAAGCAUUAGGACCCACAGCUACCGAGGUUUUUGGCACUCCAGAACCUGGACCCAACUUCCCUCCUAAUACACAAGAGAUUGACGAAAGAGCUCUUGGGCCAAAAGUUUUAACAAACGUUAAUUUCCGAUCAUAUCACGAUAGUAAAUACAGAGAAUCACCGGUGCCAGUAGAAAUGUUUCAACCACGCGACGGCAUGGCUGCGUCUCACGCACGGUCGCUACGAGUUAGAACGACAUCCCCAACAAGGCAGCUAGGACAGCUACCCAGACGCUCCACAAAGUCUGCUGCCCCAAUGUACGAACACCCCAUAAACCAAGAGAGGCGGAUGAUCAACAACACUUUCAAAUCUCUGCAACAGUUUGAGUCUGCGAUGGGCCCAGGGUAUCACAGUGGUUAUGAUGAGAGUCCUAUGGCAGGCAAAUAUUUCCGUCCUGCAGGAGGCAAUGGAGACUAUAUGCAUCCUGGGAGUCAUUUUCAGUCCACUACAGCUCCAGUUAGAGGACACUUCACCAUUCAUCCUGACUGGGUGUCAGAGAGAAAGUCUGGCCGGCUGAAUCUAUCUCAUUUCACGUCGUCCAAGGAUCCCAACAGAUUCCGUUAUGGAUCCAAGUGAACGCUAUCCUGAUAAAUCAAACAUCUGCGUUUUUGAUGUGGUGUCUCGCUCACGAAUUGCUCAAAGCCACCGUCUGCUUUCCAGCAUUUCUUUUUUCGAAAACUAUUUGACUGCACCAUGUCGUGUUUUUUUUAAUGUCUUAAAAAACGACAGCAUUUUAUACCUCACAUUUGAAAUCACGCAUUCCAUGAUGGAACUUGCACUAGCUGCAAGGCAAAUCAACAGGAUGCCUCUUCGGAACUUUGCCGCAAUAUAUUCAUCUUAUUCUCAAGUCAAUCUUGGUGAUCUCACCCGAUGAUUAUGGAGCUACUGGUAGCCUCAUUUAAUAUGCUGAUAUCAUAGUAUUUGUUUAAUUCAGAUUUAGGCUUAAUACAUGUUUUUAAAGAUAUUAAAUUACUAUUUCGAAAUAUAUAUGUAUAAAUUUACCUUUCAAGGGUAAAAUUGAUCAUACAAUUUAGAGAAAGGAGUUUUUAGAAAAUUUCUUACAAUGAUAUAUUGAUAUAGUGCUCAAUUUUAUACGAAAAGACAAUCAAAAUGCGUAGUUUUUUUUUUCGAGUUUAUAUAUGGAUAUGGUAUACAUGUAUCUAAUAGUUUUUCAUUGUUCUUCGUACACGUGUGCAAUCAUUACGUUACAGAGGCAACCCUUUCCUCGUGUAAAUAUUCAAGAGAUCAGAUGUAAAAUACAAGUGAAUAAUAAUUUUAGAAACGGCACACCCAAAAGUCUUGCUCAAUGUUUUUUUCUUUUGCAUUUUAUAUUUAAAAGAAGUGUAAAAUCAUUUCAAGCAUGAUAUAAUUUGGUAAGGCCAUUUUAGAUGCCACAUCAAAAGGUGCAUGCAAGGACCAGACUAGACAUUCAAUUAAAUUUACAUUUGUAUUAUUUGAUCUCUCUGAUGUCAUCUGUAUUUAUUGUAGCUUACGUUUAUGCUAAAGCAAAAUAAAAUGCAGUUAAAUCA
Messenger RNA from Lingula anatina, 2902 nucleotides. RefSeq lists its product as uncharacterized. Lineage: Eukaryota; Metazoa; Brachiopoda; Lingulata; Lingulida; Lingulidae. The record is from RefSeq and is a predicted model, not a curated record.